CGGUGUAUCAGAUUGGAACGACACAACAUCUCAGUGUACCCUGGCAAUGUUUGGCGGAGAUGAGGCGGCCUACUGGGCCUGCAGGACAGAAUACGCCUUUCAACAGAACUGGUGGCCAUCUCCCAUCGCAGGCUUGUUCAGCUACCAGACAUGGAAUGGUUUUGACGGCUUCUGGCGAAAUGGCGCCGUGCUUGAAGUUCUCACUAACUUCAUGGCAUUCGCCAACAACUCUCGCUAUAUCUCUGUAGUCCACAGUUCGUACAGAAACUUGUCUCAACUUCUGAGGGCUUACGGACCCCAACCAUCGUACGACGAUAUGGCGUGGUAUGGACUGAGUUUUGCAAGAAUUGCUGAGGUCCUUGGGGACUCUUCCUUCCUGUCGUCUGCUCAGCAGAUCUACGACUGGAACUGGAAAAACGGCUGGGAUACAAAUAUGAGCAACUGUCAUGGAGGCAUGUGGUUCGACCAACAGGUCAACGCCAAGCAGACGAUUACCAAUGUCCAGAUGCUACAACUUGGAGCGAGGCUAUAUCACCUGACGUCAUCUAGAAGCAGACGACAAGAGCUGAUGUCACGUGUUAACCUCACAAUGGGCUUUUUAGCGAAGAACUUCGUGAUCAAUCCUUUAACCUUCCAGAUUGCAGACGGCAUAAAUAUUAAUAACUGCACGCCAAACCACGUUUAUGGUAUUACGUGCAACAGUGGCGUUUUUCUCGGUGGCCUUGCAGAACUUUACAAAGCAACAAACCAGACUUCUUUGUUGAACGUAGCCCAUAUGAUUGCCAAUGCAACAAUGACCUUGUCGUCCAAACACGGCGUUUUGAUGGAAUAUUGCGACUUGAGGAACCAAACAUGUGACGACGACGCAAAAAUGUUCAAAGGGAUAUUCGUACGCAAUCUACGCUAUCUUGCAGACGUUUCUAAUCAGGCUCACGCUAAACUUUACAGGGGUUACUUGGCAACGAACAUGCGUUCUCUGCUAUCAAAAUCGAUAUGUGAGCCAACGGUGAAGAAACCGUGUAACAUAUCGUAUCAAGACGGCCGGCCCUUCCAUAAUUCCACCGGGCCUGUGUUUGGUACACGUUGGUUUGGCCCCUUCAGUUUCUCUUCCCCUAUGCAGGACACGUCAGCUUUGGAGUUGUUAGUCGCCAAUAUCGCCCAAGGCACACGAUGUCAUGGCGACGGGUGCGCCUACGACCCUCCCACACCUCCUCCCCGUCCGUUAACUUGUCAAGAUCACCCCUGUCCCGCGGACGAGGCGUGCUGCGCGUACAGCGACUACUACACUUGCUGUACACCAGAUCAGAAGUGUGUUAAGGGCAUCUGUGAAUAACGUCACUACCAACUGUGUAAAAAUCAGAAUCCGUUUUAUCGAUUGCGCAAAUAGUUAAGUUAACGAAUGAAUAAUAGUAAAUGAUAUGAACAAAGGCACGGUUGUAUCAAGUGAUCAUGUGAAGAGAGUUCACGAGGCUUCCACGUUUUUUCUCAAAACAUUCCGGAGCCUAUAGCUCACCAGAGUAAAUUCCUACAAGUUAGGGUUAGCUUGACUAUGGGUGUCAAAAUCACAAAUCAAAAUUACUCUUCA
Lingula anatina is the source of this 1585-nucleotide messenger RNA. RefSeq lists its product as uncharacterized. The record is from RefSeq and is a predicted model, not a curated record. NCBI's taxonomy places the organism in Eukaryota, Metazoa, Brachiopoda, Lingulata, Lingulida, Lingulidae. Gene Ontology annotation, biological process: carbohydrate metabolic process.